CUUGAUUUUAUCAGAUGUAGCAAUGCAACCCCCUAGUUGUGCCAGGCGUGUGCCAAGCGGAUGGCAGGGAGGGGCCACGCUGGAGUUGGCUAUGCCAACGCACCGUCAACGCUCACAGCAGCGACAAUGACAGGCCAUCGCUCUCUGGCAUCAAGAGCUCCAGCGAUGGACGAAAAUAAAGCAGCCAGACCAGCCACGGGCACGCCCUUCGCACACUUUCCGGAGAAAACGGUUCCUGCAAUGGAUAUCUUUGUGACGUACGAAAGGUCGUGGAGCAUUCAGGACGCAUUGGAACAGCAUUCUGCCUUAGCAGAGCAACGUGAAGUUCUGACCGAAAUUGGACGGAACCGUCUCCGGGUGCGUCAUACGCAGCUUUCUUUCGCUGAGCUUGAGGUCGAAGAGGCUUUGGAGGCCGCGAAGACGAUGAGUGGUUUCGAUGCUGGAGAUGCUCAGAGAGUCCUGCGGAUUGCAGGUCGGCUGAAGGCUGCUGUGCGAGAUCUGCGGACUGCAUCGAGGAUGAAGCAGUUGGAGCAGGGCAUGGUGAACAAGCACUUGGCCCAAGCCGAUGCAGAGAACGAGAAAGCCCGUCUUGAAAUGUGCUCCAUCAAAGAGGUCAUCGACGACAAGUCUUUAGUUGUGGCUCUCGAUGACCCCCCACCACCAACCCCCGUUGAUGCCAAUGGGAAACCUUUGAAGCAAAGGUAUAGGUACUGCACAAACUGCAAGGUCGGGGGACACGGCCAGAGGUUUUGCGAGUACUUCCUCGAGAGACCUGAUUGGCGCAUCUAUCCCAAUCAGGAAUGGUUUAAGGAUGAAAAGGGCAAUGAAUAUCAUUGCCCUUUGGGGAAGAAGUUGGUGGAUUUUGCAGACGAGACUCACUUUAGCCGCAUUGCAAUGUAUUUGAAAGGGAGAGCUUGGCUUGAAGAGAAGACAAAGGUCUUAGACUUGGCUCCGGGAAAGAUGCCGGACACGUACAUUAUCGAAAAUGGGCAGUGGAGAGGCGCUGUUCCCCCUUCCGACGAUCAGGUCACUGAUCUUCCUUGGUUCGUCAAGGAAGCAGAUCGGAAUUGGGGUACUUCUAUCCAUGUGUGUGCCAAACCGUCAGCUUGCCUCAAUCUCGUCAAGUCUGAGCCUUAGUGGCCACUAAAGUGGCCCCUUGUGGCCUUGCUUUCUGGUGGAACUCUGCAGCAGUUUCACCGAGCGUUUCACCCUGCCGAGCUCCUGCUGGGCUCCUGCCGGGCUCCGCCCGGAAUUCAGGCCUACGGGAGUCUAUGUGGUGCAACCACACAUCAAGGACAAAGAUAGAGAUAGAAUGA
Messenger RNA from Cladocopium goreaui, 1316 nucleotides. NCBI's taxonomy places the organism in Eukaryota, Dinophyceae, Suessiales, Symbiodiniaceae. The record is from the annotation of a GenBank genome assembly.